AUGGCUGCGGCAGAAGGCAACUACAGGGUGGUCGAGUUGCUGCUGGAGGAGGGAGCAGACAAGAACCAGAAGGACCGAUGGGGCAACACUCCCCUGCAGGAUGCUGUGAACGCGAACCAAGGGCCUGUGGUACAGCUCCUUUUGUGGCUAGAGCAUGGGGUCGAUCCCAACGUUAGCGAUUGCGACAUGCGCACCCCCCUUCAUGUUGCAGCCUCAGAGGGAUACGACAAGAUCGUUGAAUACCUGAUAGCCAAAGGAAGCAACGUUAACGUGGAGGACAACAAUUACGAUGCGAUCAUCCUGUCCAACAUCGAGCAGAAGGUCGCGUUCCUGAACCAGAGGAGGAAGACGGAGCACGUGGCUGCGUUCUGCGGAGCAUCAUCGAGAGGGGAACUGGAGAAGAUGCUG
Molecule: messenger RNA, 408 nt
Organism: Guillardia theta CCMP2712
Lineage: Eukaryota; Cryptophyceae; Pyrenomonadales; Geminigeraceae
Exons: 3
Cellular component (GO): cytoplasm; nucleus
Molecular function (GO): protein binding
Source: RefSeq, a predicted model, not a curated record